AUCUCGAUUUUAGAAGUAUAUACUCCAUCAAUACUCCAUAAUGUGUGACAUCCGAUGGGGAUCCUUAUGGGGCCUUCCAUCCUGCACUUCCCCAUCACCGGUAUUUAUAUCAACUGCGGCUUGUCCGCAGCAGUCAGGUACAUUUCUUCUUAGAGUUGAUAGUGGUUCACAAUUUAAAUGUCUCUUGCCGCGGGCUACAAGUCCCAUGCAGUCAUAGCACUAUGCUACCCAUUGCUUUGUAUCUUUGUCUAUUAAUCACUUCCUACGGUCUCUAUUCAGAAGUGACAGGAGUUAGUCUAACGGUGGUGUCACAAGCAACGACUCAACGGCUGAGCCUGCAUCUAUUACUCAUAUCAUGCGCUCGGUUUACUUUUGCGAACUAGGUAUUAUUUCGGUUUCGGACUUGCGUAAGCUGUGCUGGACGGGCUCUCGAAGCAGGGUUCGGCGUUCAAAUCACUCAGGCUACCCUCCAAGUCUCCUGGCAAUGAAAAUCCCACGCCUAAGGACAAGCCGCAAGCGUGGUACUUUUGCGUUUCGGGGAUCGAGGAGGCCACGCACCUUGUUCCAUCCAUGCCAACUUCAAGACUGCGGCUGUUCUCCACCAGGAGAUUUUCGCUGGGAGCUUCUCCCGCUUCGAUUGUGGACCUUGACCUCUGGUUUAGGCGGGCGAGUGGAAUCGCUGCACUUGCUUCUCCGGGUCACACAGCAUGCAGCGAUUCAUAAACUCAGAAGAGGCUUACUGCAGUACGCAGUCCAGUAUGGAGUCAGGAAUAACAUUAACCACAUUCGGAUGAGGCCUCGCGCUCGUGGCCACGGAGCACUACGGGAGCGUGAAGGAAACAUGCCGUCAUACACCCCCCGUACCAUCCAAUACUUACAGACUUUCUUACCAACCCGGUAA
This is a messenger RNA of Aspergillus vadensis CBS 113365, 901 nucleotides long. RefSeq lists its product as uncharacterized. The record is from RefSeq and is a predicted model, not a curated record. Bases 356 to 901 code for a protein of 181 amino acids. Lineage: Eukaryota; Fungi; Ascomycota; Eurotiomycetes; Eurotiales; Aspergillaceae. The transcript has 7 exons.